UAUUCAUUUAUCUUUUGUUAUGGACUGUGAAAUUUGUUGGUUAUGAAUGAUUAAAUUUUAGGAAACUGUAAAUUUACUGGUUUGACAAUUGUUUGCAAAACUCUAUCUUGAUUUAUUCGAUAUCGAUAACAUAAAUUUAGUAUGUAGACUGAAAUUUUUCACGGCUUUUUUAGGAAAUUUUAUAAAAACACAACAGCAUAACAGCAUUUUUUGGAAUGGCAUCUCUUGUUGCUGAUUAUGGCUCUUCAGAUAACAGCAGUUCAAAUGAGGGUUCUGAUACUGAACAACCAUCUCCAAAACAAGCGGCUCCAGUUCAGGAGCCACCUCAAAAGCUUCCUCUUCCGAAAUUCGACCCGGACGGCGCGUCACCAAUCAAGAACUCGGUGUUCGUGAACCCGUUUGUAGAGGAAGAAAACGCCAAGGAGGCAAUCCUCGAGAAGCACGUCAAGAUGAUCCCGGCCAAAUCUGACGUCACCAACAUCAACGGCAAGAAAAUCUGCUGGAUGUAUCGGAAAGGACGAUGCCGGUUCGGACACAAUUGCAGGUACGCGCAUGACUCCGAUCUGCACUUGGCCGAAAGUAACGCCGAAAUCGGUGAGAAAGACAAGUCGUCGGACAGUGUAAACGACAAUUCGGUGAGUAGUGCGACGAGCGAGACACCAAUUGACACCAGUGCACUCAAAAAGAAGAAGAAACGACCCGGUCUCAGUCAGACACUUGUGCCCGGUAAGAAAGUGAUGAACAUGUAUAAGAAGCAGAAAACCACAGACUCUUCUCCUUUCAUUAUAUCAAGCAAAAAAUAACUCGGUAUAUUUGUAAAUUAUUUAUUUAACAGCCGUUGAUGUGUGGAAGAUUUUUCACUAGACACGAUUAUGUGGACGUCACCGUAAAAAAAAUGAUUGUAUAUAUUUGCAAAUUAUUCAUCAGUUCGGUACAGUGAUAAUAAUAUUCCUGUGAGAUCUAAUGUUAUUAGAUAUCUAAAGGUACGUACAGAUUUACGCGCCGCGAACAUGAUCAAUUCACUUUUAAUCAGCUGAUGCCAAGCUUUUUAUAUCUGUAUCUUACCGUUUCUGUAAAAGUGAAUCAUAGAAAUUCCCAUGAUUUCUAAUGGGCCUAUUAAAAACUGGCUAGGUCGGGCUGAAUGAGAAUAGUGUCAUUAGAACUCAUGGAAAUUAUAUCUUCACGGAUAUGUGAGAUUCCAGCUUUAAUAUGGACGUCACCGUUUUAGGUUCGGUCGAAACAUAUGUUAGGUGGUUAGUGAACCACAAGGGAGUGACGCUCAUAAAUACCAUAGUUAUAAUGAACCAUCUAUAGUGAGAUCCACGUUAUAAUGGCAGUGUGUGAUUAGCAAUGGUAUUGCUAUCCUUGUCUAUCAGUCAACAAAGCUGAUAGCUCUAUCUCUUUCUCGCUUUGCUCUGUUGCCAGAUCGUUUUUUAACAAUGUAGAAUUAAUAAUUAACAGAAUAUUUUAUCUUAAUUAUGAAAAUUCAUUAUUGAAAAAUAUAAUUCCUCGCUUAAUAAAAUAUAACUGAUUAUUUAAAAUGAGAAUGAACCGUUGAUAUUACAUCAAUAAACCUGUAUCAGAAUGUGGAUCGGCAACGUUUUUCUCCUAUCUUUCUCCACUGCCAUUAUAACGUGGACCUCACUAUAAUAAGUUAAAUGAUCCGAUCAUUUCCCAUUAUCAUUAAUCAAGUCUAAAACUUUUCAGGGCAUCAUCAGUAAAAUAUCGUUGCAAUUACAUGAAGUGAGAUUUACGUUAUAAAGUCAGUAGAAAUUAUACGAAUGCAUUGUCACCAAUUUUCCGUUUUCACCGCCUUCUAUAGUAGGCUGCAUACAGUCCCGGACUUUCAACUUGGCCCCGGUACCGAUUUACCCUUCAGGAACGAAAAGCUACUAUGCUUAGCAAUAACAUUUGAUCAUCCAGCUGAUUUGUAUCUAGCUAUUUGAGUGAACCAGUCAACAUGACAUAAUUGUAUUAUCA
Molecule: messenger RNA, 1980 nt
Organism: Nilaparvata lugens (brown planthopper)
Lineage: Eukaryota; Metazoa; Arthropoda; Insecta; Hemiptera; Delphacidae
Exons: 2
Coding region: 216-803 (195 amino acids)
Molecular function (GO): metal ion binding
Source: RefSeq, a predicted model, not a curated record